Parathielavia appendiculata is the source of this 890-nucleotide messenger RNA. RefSeq lists its product as uncharacterized. NCBI's taxonomy places the organism in Eukaryota, Fungi, Ascomycota, Sordariomycetes, Sordariales, Chaetomiaceae. The record is from RefSeq and is a predicted model, not a curated record. The transcript has a single exon. Bases 108 to 533 code for a protein of 141 amino acids.
CUUCAGAAAUAGUGCAUCUUCAACAACGAGAUUUCCUCAGCACAAUAAAUGACCUCGAGAACUGAGGGGCUCGAAGUAACCGCUGCUACUCCAAUUUACAGUUCACAAUGGCGCUCCGAAGAAGCACUCAAACCCUCCUCUUCCACGCCCGAACCCUUGGCCCAGCAAGCUCCGGCGUGACCGCUUCAUCUCUACAAUUCACCAGACAAUACCACCCGACGAGGAACCUAUGCGCCAUCAACGAUCAGCCCAUGCCGGACCGAGAGGCUCUCAACCCGCGGCGCUCCGAGGGGACCAAGAGCGGGACCGACGACGACGCGGCUCAAACGGACGCCGCCUUCGACCGCCAUAACACGGAACCCAAGACCGAGAAGGAGAGCGCCCAGGGUAAUGGGAAUCCGCUUGGCGUCAGUGGGGCAAAUAGGGACGUGUCCGCGACGCCGAACCCCAAGGAGGAGACUGAUAAGUCGGACAAAAAGACUAGGAGCGGCGCGGGCGAGCAGAAGAAGGGUGGUAAGGUUGGGCCAAUGUGAGGGUUGGCUGUGCCGAUCACUGGGCCUGCAGUAGAGGAGGUAUUGAGGAUGGUAUGUGAGGUGUGACGAGGCUGGACUAAUUGUCCGGCAGGUGCUGGGCCUGUACAAAAUUCUCGAGCAUAUGGGCUGCAAUAUGGGGUUGAAGAGACCGCAUCACGAUAUUCAUCAAUCUGUUCAUGCCUCAUGCCAUGCGUCCCGUCGUGCAAAGCCGAUUGCUCGCCAGACUGUUCAACCAACCGCCUCGGCAAAUCACUGCGCCAAAUAAACUUAGGAUCCCCGGCCAUCGGCCCCCCCCAAUCAAAAAGCCUCCGUCAUGUUCAAGCAUACAGCCCAUCCAUGUCAUCCUCCUCCUCCCCU